Messenger RNA from Meriones unguiculatus (Mongolian gerbil), 966 nucleotides. RefSeq names its product olfactory receptor 5P76-like. Lineage: Eukaryota; Metazoa; Chordata; Mammalia; Rodentia; Muridae. The transcript has a single exon. Gene Ontology annotation, molecular function: odorant binding; G protein-coupled receptor activity; olfactory receptor activity. Bases 1 to 966 code for a protein of 321 amino acids. The record is from RefSeq and is a predicted model, not a curated record. Gene Ontology annotation, biological process: sensory perception of smell; G protein-coupled receptor signaling pathway. Gene Ontology annotation, cellular component: membrane.
AUGGCUUUCCAGGAGGAUGGGAACCACACUGCAGUGACAGAGUUUAUUUUAUUGGGAUUAACUGAUGACCCAGGCCUUAGACUCGUCCUCUUCACCAUCAUCCUGUGCAUCUACCUGGUGACCGUGUCUGGGAACCUCAGCACCAUCCUUCUCAUCAGAGUCUCUUCCCAGUUCCAUCACCCCAUGUACUUUUUUCUCAGUCACCUGGGUUCUGCUGACAUAGGCUAUUCAUCUUCUGUCACACCCAAUAUGCUUGUCAACUUCCUGGUGGAGAAAAAUAGCAUUACGUACCUAGGCUGUGCCAUCCAGCUUGGCUCAGGUGCUUUCUUUGGGACAGUUGAGUGCUUUGUUCUGGCUGCCAUGGCUUAUGAUCGCUUUGUGGCAAUCUGUAGCCCACUACCAACCAAGAUGUCCACAAGAGUCUGCAUCCAGUUGAUGGUAGUAGCGUACGUAAGUGGUUUUCUUAAUGCUUCCUCCCUCACCCUUUCCUUCUUUUCUUUUUUCUUCUGUGGACCAAAUAAAAUCAAUCAUUUUUUCUGUGAUUUUACUCCUUUAGUUGAACUCUCUUGUUCUGAUGACAGUGUCCCUAUUAUUCUUGCCACUAUUUCUGUUGGCACUGUCAUUUUGAUCACAGUGCUUGUCAUUGUGGUCUCCUACAUCUACAUCCUUGUCACCAUCCUGAAGAUGCGCUCCACUGAGGGCCGCCACAAGGCCUUCUCCACCUGCACCUCCCAUCUCACUGCAGUCACUCUGUUCUAUGGAACUGUCACAUUCAUUUAUGUGAUGCCCAAGUCCAGCUACUCCACGGACCAGAACAAGGUGGUGUCUGUGUUCUACAUGGUGGUGAUCCCCAUGUUGAACCCCCUCAUCUACAGCCUCAGGAACAAUGAGAUUAAGGGUGCUCUAAAGAGACAACUUGGUAGGAAAAUAUUCUCUCAGAGACAUCUGUUACAUUGUAGGACUUGA